AUGGUGGAGGUUCUGCUUGUUAGUGAGCACACAACUAUGAACAAGAAUUAUAAUGGACACGAUGCCUCAGAUGACUUUUAUAAUUUGUUUGACGAGUUUGCUGAUACGCAUGGUGUUCACUAUAACAAGAGACAUCUCCGUGAACUUGAACUGUAUGAAAGCGCAGCAGAUGGUGCAACUGUGGGUAAAUACGGAGCUCGACACACUAAUUGUGAAGAGGUCAGAGUACUCCUUUCCUUUUAG
Messenger RNA from Strongylus vulgaris, 243 nucleotides. The record is from the annotation of a GenBank genome assembly. NCBI's taxonomy places the organism in Eukaryota, Metazoa, Nematoda, Chromadorea, Rhabditida, Strongylidae.